AUGCGAAACAUAUACACGCGGGGUGAUCUUAAACUCGUCUCAACCCUGCGCCAGUCAGGCGUCGUUGUCGUCAACAUGGCACCGCAAACCAAAACCACGCACAUAUUCAAUGGACGCAUCGUCGACCCGUCCACCGGCGAAUGCCCACAUAUCCUUGACAGCAACUGGACGCCAUUCACUGAGCUCGAAACCGCACAUUUCUUCCACACCUUUAUCUCAGCCACACCCGAAGCAUACACAGUGACAGUGAGGCUGCCGGCGUGUGUUUCGCGGUAUAUUCGCGUGCAAAAGCACAACAAGGUAUUGGCUGUUGUUGCAAAGGCGGUGGCGCGCAGGCGGUGGACGGAUGCCCGGGAGGGCGUCCAUGUGCACGAGCAGUGGAGGGUGUACUGGAGAGUGUUUUACUUGCCGAAGCAGUGCGAUGCCGGCGGAAUCAGUGCGUGGUAUGGGAGUGAUUCCAUGCGCGUGGUGGUGCCACGCCGCGCCGGGAUGCUGUACCGUGCGAUCAAUUGGAUCGAAGAGCGCCUGUGGAUGCGCAGGUCACGUACGGUCAAUACAAUAUAA
Messenger RNA from Kickxella alabastrina, 564 nucleotides. RefSeq lists its product as uncharacterized. NCBI's taxonomy places the organism in Eukaryota, Fungi, Kickxellomycota, Kickxellomycetes, Kickxellales, Kickxellaceae. The transcript has a single exon. Bases 1 to 564 code for a protein of 187 amino acids. The record is from RefSeq and is a predicted model, not a curated record.